AUGAUGAGAGAUGGACUUGGAAGCGAUAUACAAUUCCCUUGCAUCGACCUUAAAUAUGAAAAUGAAACGUUUCUGUUAAAACUGGAUGGAAAUGCUCCUAAACUGGAUGGCUUCAUUCAAGGACAAAGAUAUAGAAUUAAAACUGAGAUUGACGAUGACCCUCAGGUACUGUAAAUUAAUGCAAAACCGAAUAUCAUAUUACAUGCUAAAACCGGGACGUAUAAUUUAAUUUCCUUUUGAAUGUUUUUGAAUUCUAUAUGCUUCAAGCAUGCAACUUGUGUAGGUAUGCAAUUUCGUACGUUGACGAUAAUUUGAAUUAAUUUUGAGAUAAAUAGCCUAGUAUAAAAGGAGCCAAUAUAAAUGUUUAAUUAAUAUAGUGACGUCAUAAGUAGGGUUAACCAUAUAAAACUACAUCUAAAUGACCAAAUAACAUUAUGUCUUGUUUGAAAAGUCGUCAGACAGUUUUUUAUUUCAAAUAGUUACUGAAGUACAUGAGUUUGGGCUCAUAAUAUCCAAUUGCCCUAUGGAUAAAAUUAUUGCGUGACCCUGCUUAUGAUGUCACAUGCAUAUCCACCAAAAUCCAAGAUGGCGGAAAGCUCGCUGAUUUGUGAUUUUUUCUGUUCAAAUAUCUCAAGAAAUAAUAAAGUUACGCAAAAUCGGUAAAAGAGAUUAAUAUAUAAUUUUAAAAGUUCUUCCAAAUGAAAUAAUAAAAAAAUAUAUUGCCGUAUCCCUUACUUGUAUUAAAAUUCGCGUCGUACUCAUUUUCGUUCAGCUUUAAUUUAAAUUCGCGCGAUUUAAUUUCGCCCACCUAGCCUGGGGAGACUUAUUCACGCAGCUUUAAAUUGGCACAAGUAAAUUUCCGUGUUCGUUCGUAUUUGGUUUGUUUGAUAGAACUAUUAACAAUUGACGCAUUUAUAAUUAGUAUUUUUUGUUAACAAAUACUUCAAUAUUUGUUAAAACUUAAUUAAAAAACGAUUAGGUGCCCUCAAAAAUUGGCUUCCAAAUUAUGUAAUGUAAGCAAAAUUCAUGAUAACAAUUAUUAAAACGUGAGUUCUAAUACCAACAAGAACUAAAAAAUUUAUUGUUUGGUUCUCAUUUGCCUAAAGCGGAUUUCCAGUCCUCGCACAAAGCUCCUCGCAGCUCGCUGCGAGUGCAUGCAUGAGCACUUUCAUCCAAUCACAAUGCUAAACAGUUAAUUUUAAUUAGAUGCAAGCACUCGCAGCGAGCUGCGAGGAGCUUCGUGCGAGGACUUCAAAACCUCCUUUAAUGUGAUAACAUAACGCAAAUAGUAAUGCAAAUCAGUUAAUAAAUCAACCGAUUUACGUACAUUACUAACAAUGAGUGUCUCAUAUUACACCACAAAGCUUUUCGCGCGGAUUACAUUCGCGCAGUACUAAAAUUCACGCACCCAGCGCUGCGCGAUUUCUAGUACUGCGCGAAUUUUAAUAGAAGUAAGGUAACUAAUUUUGCAUGCACUAUAUAAAGAAUCAUGCUUUCUUGUCAUUAUUACAGGAAGACCCAAGUUGUUUCUCAGUUGAAGUGUGUAGUCUUCUGCAUGCAGUAAUUAUAAUUUCUAUUUAUCAUCCAAAAACAAUACUUUUAAGGUUGAUGUUGCAUCUUCCCGUGUGCCGCACACAAAAUUGAAUUUAUCAUAGAAAGCCAUUUACAGAACUUGAUUUUAAAAAAUACUAGCAAUUUAAGUGAUACAGAGUCUGUUCAUAAGAACAUAAGGAUCUGCUAUUUCUUUAUUGAAAAGUCUCUUACUUCGGUUUGCCUUCCGGUGGUAUACAAUCUUGCAUGCUCUGUCUUCAUGACUUAUUUUUGUAAACAUACGUACUACGUGCAGUAUAUAUAGGAUAUUAGAUGAUGGCGAGGAGAUAUGGAUUUUAUGUUCGAGUGGCAAAAACGAUAUCUCGCGAGUGAGCGCAGCAAACGAGUGAGAUAUUGUUUUUCACACGAAAACUUAAAUCCUUUAUCUUCUCGCAACCGUUUAAUGUUUUGUUUAUUAUAAAUGGACAUAUUCAGAGUCACAAAAAUACACGCAAAGAAGACAUGUGAAUAAGCACGCGAAAGACCAGUAUAAAAGUGAUAUUAAUAGUGCAAACAUAAAACUAGAAUAAAUAUUACUUAUCUCAAGAUGUCUUUUAAAUGUUUUCGUUUUAUUUCCAACGUUAAUUUUGUUUUAUAUACGGAUCAAAGACCAUUUGUAUUUUCAAAACAACAACAAUGAAAAUGGCGGGAAAUUUUCGAGUUUCGUAUGUCACUCGCAGGGUGGAAAUACGGAAAAUACGCGCAUCUGCUCCGGGAUGUAGUGACGUAUGAGUCCUGCGAGUGUUUUAGUUUCCAGUAAAACAGCAUUGUAACCAUACUUUUUGCCCAUACACCAUAACUUUAUGUCCAUUUUUCAGGACGAAAUUAGUGACGACAUUCGAAUUUCGAAAUUAGUUUCAGAAAUUGAAACCCAUCUAUCAAAGUCGUUAGAAAAUUUGAACACAAAAAAGGGUGAAAAACAAUUGAUCGCUGACUUCUGGUGUCAUUUUGGAAAAUGUCUUGUUUACUGUGUUGAUGAAGGUAAUGACAAUAGAAACACGCGUAAGAUGUAAUGCAACAAAAGAUGUAAUGUAUAACAUGUUAAUUAGGGGCCGUUCACACUACAGGGUGUAUAAAAAAAAACUGAACAGAUUUGAAAUUGCUCUCAAUUUCGCUAAACACCUACUUGAUCCGUUUUUUAAUAUAUAUAGCUUCUUUGGGUACUUGUAAUGUAGAAUAAUGAAAAAAAUUUCUUGAACUCAAAUUUUGUGAACCAGGGGGGGGGGUGUCUUUUCCAACAAAUUAUAAAUGGCUCGCGCACAAAAUUUAAAUGCUGUAAUCGUAUUUUGAGUUAAUAGUGGAAUACUUGUCCGGUUUUUAAAUACUGUACAAAAUUUCAGACAAUUUGGUUUAGUUUAAGCCCUUUUACUAUUCACGCAAAGUUACGUUUUUCCUAAAAAUCAGCUAUUUGCAUGCUUAAUUAAUGCCUUUGCCUAAUUUGCAUUAAGGCAUUAAUUAAGUAUGCGAAAGGCUGAUUUUUUAGAAUAAAAUGAAUAGUUAAAGGGCUUAAACUAAAUCAAAUUGUCUGAAAUUUUAUACAGUAAUUAAGAACCCAACAAAGUUUCCACCUAUUAACUCAAAAUACGAUUACAGCUUUCAAACUUUGUGCGCGAGCCAUUUUUAGUUUGUUGGAAAAGACCACCCCCCUCCCCCUGGUUCACAAAAUUUGAGUUUGAGAAAUUAUAUAUAUAAAUAUAUAAAAAACCGGAUACAAAUAGGUGUUUUGCGAAAUUGAGAGCAAUUUCAAAUCUGUUCAGUUUUUUUUUUAUACACCCUGUAUAGCAAUUUAGAUAGAUCCGAAAUCGAUUCUGUGCUGUAUCGAGCCAAGUGUUGGACAACCUAAAACAAACUGAGAUGGAUUCGAGAUCGAUUUAAACUAACCCCCCACGAGAGGUAGUCUCGGAUCGGUUCACGCUUUCCAACUGAUCUACUUUCUUGCUUAGUAACCUGGCAUUUUUUUCUCAUGAAAGUUGAGAAAUACUCGUUAUUUCCUUUAUAUUCUCGUGUAAAAUAUCCAGUGACCUAUCCACUUAUAAUAUAAUGUGUUGGAACUUUCUUAGAAUGGCCAAACGAGGAGAAACAUGGAGUUAUGACGAGGUCUUGCCGCUAAUAGACCUUACCGUUUAUUGACGUUUGACCCAAUGGUGUCAGGUAUUUACUUGUGUUUCGUGCAGAAUAGAGUUAAAAAGCAUACUUGUUAUUGGGCUUAAGAUGAACCAGGAACCAAUUCGUGAAGGAAACAUGGGAAUAUAACCGUCAUGUGCACCUGUCAUGCCAAAACUGGGAAACACGAAAACGAGGCCAUUGGGAUAAAAGUGAAUAAACGGUAAGGUCUAUUAAUAUUUGAAGUCAGGAGAAACGUUUACAAAUGCUGGCAACGAGUUGCAAAAACGCGGAUAUCUACCGCAAAAUGAGCGAGUUCACAGAUGGAUGCGCUGGGAUAUAAUCCCGAUUCAAAACGAUGUAGAGCAAAGGUUAAACAUUUGAAAAAUAAGCACAACCAGAGGCUAUUGGAGCUGAUGGAGGCUAUUGGAGCUGAUUGAUUCAUCAAGUUCAACUGAAACUAAUAGAAACCCAGGCAAGUAGACUGAAAAGUUAUUCUUUGAUAAUUUAUCUACAAUAUCUUUAUUGGCUGUUUAAAUUUCUUUCGUAUAUUGAAGGUAUCAGUGCCUGAGGGACUAAGCAAAAUGGAAUGGCCUAUUGUGCUUUUAUGGUUUUACUUUAUGCAUGUUGCUAAUAUUAUAUUGUAUACCAAUAAUUAAGUAUUUGAUUACUCAAAAUACAUACUUCAUUCUAAACAGAAACAUCUAUAUGUCUUAAAAAUUCUAAUUUUCUAUUCUAUUUCAUAAUUUUUAGAGUUUGAAUUAAUACAAAAAUAUGGAAAAGGGGAGAAACUGGAAAAGAAUUGAAUUAUUUGUGGAAGUACAACUAACAUUCGAACAGCUGGUCUCCAUGUUGGUGAUGGUAUAGAAGUAUUGGUGUGUUCACUGAGCUUGAUGAAUUUGAAUGUUUCUCUUGUGGUUUUACAAUACCAGGUAUGAUACAAUCUCUAUACCAUACUAAAAGGAGAUUAGGUAUGCAGAUUUAAGAUAUAUGAUCAAUAUGGUACUCAAGCAGUGUGAGAAAACCUGAGGUUAUGCAGUCGUCAUAAUCUAUUGCAAGAAUUAGUGUUUCACUCAUCAACAGUCAUUUUAGUUAAGAAUUAUUCGCCGAAGGCGAGGUGAUUAUCUGUGAAUAAAAACCGAGACUAAGCAAUUUCGUUCCCCGAGCCUGCGAUCCUCGGGAAGGAACCGAAGGCUCUGGGAUAAUCCGUUUCAGGGAGGAAUCUGAUUGGCCAUUGAUAUGGAAUGCGUAGUUCAAUCUUAGCCAUGAUUCUUGGCUUCCGGUAACGGAUUAUCCCAGAGCCUUCGAUUCCUUCCCGAGGAUCGCAGGCUCGGGGAACGAGAUUGGAGACUAAGUCGAGGUUUUUAUUCACGAUAAUCACCGAGCCUGAGGUGAAUAAUUGUUUUAGUAUAAUUUCAUGGGUGAUUAUUUGGAAACAAAUUUAAAAAUGCACAUUUCUUCGUCUUUUAAUUGACAAAACGGCUUCGGCCGCCAGUUUGAAAGUCGCUUAGGUGAUUAUCGCGUAAUAAUCACCUCAACGGUAACCAAUCAGCGUGGAGAAUUUUUAAUAAUCACCUAUGUAAUUAUACUAACAUGUUUUAAUGCAUUGCCUGUGAUGGGUCACAAUUUUGAAUCUGAUACACCUCACAUUUCCCGGAAAUAUAGGAGAUGCGGUAAUUUCCAAUAACAAGCGCAUCAUUAGCCUGCGUGGCAGGCCCAUUAAAUAUGGGCCUGCAACAAUCUUAAGGAAAUUCGUUAUUUCUUGCCCGUGAGAAGACGAGAAAAUCCUAUUUGCUAAAAUAAUAAUAUAUGCCAAAAUACGCAUAAAUUUUAUAGAACCGUCUGUGGCGCAACGUUUAUACGCUUUCAAUAAAAGCGUAUAUUUUUGAAAGAGUACCGUGAAUUUGGGUUUUAAACGAAAAACUUAACAGCUGCAAAUCGUUGGGAUGUUUUGGCAGGUUUUCUCAUUGGAUAUCUGCCUUGACAAGUAGAAGAGCAUGGAUACAAACCCAUGCUCGUGUUGAUAUUUCUCUAAAUAAUACAGCUAUACCCGAUCAAUUUGAAAUAUUGUUGACAAAUUAUUUAUCCUAUUAGUAAAGUUUGGAAUACAUGUCGCUUUAUGUAUUUUUAUGAAACUUACUACUCGAUCUACAAACGUUGCUGUUAUGUUAUUAUGAGUUUUACAGCAGACUACAAUGUACAGUGCAAUUUACAGUAGCUUGUAUUGUGAUAUAUUUUGAGAGUUAAGAGUUUGUUAUUGUCAAUUUAUAAACGUUAUUACUGUUCAGCCGUUGCAAUUUUGAAACAUAUAUUCGCUCAUAGCUGGUCAUAUUUGUUUGAUUUUGAAAUUUAUUGUAAUGUUUGGACCUAAGAUGGUAUUGUCUUCCUUUUGAUAUAAAUAUAUUUUUGAGUUCCGUUCAUUAUUAAUACGUAAAAAUAGUCAGUGUUGAGUAACGGCAUUUAAACUGAAAUUUGCUGUGUUGGUGUAAUGUACUCAGGUGAAUAAGAUGCUUGUGUGAUGUUACUCUGAGUGUAUAUCCACACGGGCAGGCUUGAAAAAUAUGCCCGACCACGGUGGGAUUCGAACCUACGACCUUUGGAAUACUAGCCCAAUGCUCUGCCAACUGAGCUACGCGGUCAGGCCAACUGAGCUACGCGGUCAGGAAGCAUUGGGCUAGUAUUCCAAAGGUCAUAGGUUCGAAUCCCACCGUGGUCGGGCAUAUUUUUCAAGCCUGCCCGGUGUGGAUAUACAUUCAGGGCAUUUAAACUGUUUAUCAAGUCAAAAUGUUUUGUUCUUGUGAAUUGUAUCACAUACCAAUGUACCAAACCGGCAUUGCCUGUGUAAAUUCUGUUUUAUUUAUUCCAAAAGUAAUUUAAACUGCCAAUUUUUUAAAAGUUUGAAUUCUCGAGCUACUGCAUAUGAACUACAACAGUAAUAAGUAUAUUAGUCAUUACUCACACUGCAUUAUCACACACACGAAUUUCAGAGAAUAUGAUUGAUUUGAUUGGAAAUAAAUUAUCAUGGUAAUUAGUGGGCGGUGAUCAAAUUUCCUUGAGAUUGUUGCAGGCUCUCCUUUCAAUGAGCUUGCCACGCAGGCUAGUGCAUCAUAGACCAACAGUUAAAAUAUUUUAUUCCUAUAACUUUAUUUUUAAAAGUUGAUGAUGAUCCUGAUAGUCACAAUAAUGAUAAUGAUGAAAAUGAUGAUGAUCAGGCCACAGAAUUAACGUCUGAGUUAGAAAAACUUUCUUGCGACAAUGUCCGACUCUGA
Messenger RNA from Paramuricea clavata, 6962 nucleotides. NCBI's taxonomy places the organism in Eukaryota, Metazoa, Cnidaria, Anthozoa, Malacalcyonacea, Plexauridae. The record is from the annotation of a GenBank genome assembly.